Salarias fasciatus (jewelled blenny) is the source of this 542-nucleotide messenger RNA. Its product is annotated as cholecystokinin-like. Lineage: Eukaryota; Metazoa; Chordata; Actinopteri; Blenniiformes; Blenniidae. The coding region runs from base 90 to 485 and encodes 131 amino acids. The record is from RefSeq and is a predicted model, not a curated record. Gene Ontology annotation, biological process: digestion. Gene Ontology annotation, cellular component: axon; extracellular region. Gene Ontology annotation, molecular function: neuropeptide hormone activity. The transcript is spliced from 4 exons.
CCCGCCUCCCUCAGUCACAGCAUCGUCUCUGGAGCUCAGCUCAGCAUCUUCAGAUCGUCCUCGCCUGCUCCACACAAAGAGCUGCAGUCAUGAAUGUAGGAAUCUGUGUGUGCGUUCUCCUGGCUGCUUUAUCCAGCGGUUCCCUCAGUCUGCCUUCACCGUCCGUGAGAGCCGAGGGGAAGCCUCCCGCCGCCGACAGCCUACAGCCGUCCCCUUCACUCAACCACACACGCCAGACCCGCUCGGCUCCGGCGCCGCCCUCAGGCCAGUUUUCCAGCUACAGCCAGGACGUGGACGGUCCACACAGACUGAGCCAGCUCCUGGCCAGAAUCAUCUCCAGGAAAGGCUCUCCCUUCCAGGCCAGGUCGUCUCUCAGCAGCAGAUCGAGCGGCCUCCCUCCCAGCCACAGGAUAACUGACAGAGACUACAUGGGCUGGAUGGACUUUGGACGCCGCAGUGCAGAGGAGUACGAAUACUCCUCCUAAAGCCACGGUGUGCUUUCCACUUUAAAACCUAAAUUACAAAUCCAAAUAAAAGCAAAA